AUGGAUGGGUCUGACGAAGUUGGAGGAGUUACAGGUGGUGAGGGGGUGGAGGUGGAGGGAGUUGAUGGAGAUGAAAUCGAGGUGCACGGGGGCCGGGAAGGGGAGGGAGGUGGAUGGGAUGAUGAGUGGCGGUGCAGGGGGCGUGCAUGGAUAUGGGUGGAGGGCGAGGGUUGCGAUGGAGUAAUUUGA
This is a messenger RNA of Paracoccidioides brasiliensis Pb18, 189 nucleotides long. RefSeq lists its product as uncharacterized. The coding region runs from base 1 to 189 and encodes 62 amino acids. The record is from RefSeq and is a predicted model, not a curated record. The transcript has a single exon.